Molecule: messenger RNA, 4169 nt
Organism: Esox lucius (northern pike)
Lineage: Eukaryota; Metazoa; Chordata; Actinopteri; Esociformes; Esocidae
Gene: rnf19a
Product: ring finger protein 19A, RBR E3 ubiquitin protein ligase
Exons: 10
Coding region: 393-2894 (833 amino acids)
Biological process (GO): ubiquitin-dependent protein catabolic process; positive regulation of proteasomal ubiquitin-dependent protein catabolic process; protein polyubiquitination
Cellular component (GO): cytoplasm; ubiquitin ligase complex
Molecular function (GO): ubiquitin conjugating enzyme binding; zinc ion binding; ubiquitin protein ligase activity
Source: RefSeq, a predicted model, not a curated record
GUUCAGAUGGGACGGGAAGCGCUCUGGAACGAAGAGGUAACCAGCUGUAAGUUACAACGGAACAGAAUACAAAUGCCCAUUUGGGAUACAUCAUUUUUUAUACGGAACUGACACCGAAAACUCGUUGUAGUGCCCUUUUGCCACGUGUCAAGUCGUUUGGCGGAUCUAUCUAUCUAUAUUUUUUUAUACGGUGUGUGUGGCCUUGACCAGAUUCAGCCCUGUGGGCCAUAGGAGACCAGGCGUGGAGAGCGGGCCCGGGGCCUGGCCGCCACCAGAGAGCCCCCCCAUGUCUUAAUGGCCUCCGCCUUCUCCUCAACACGCUGUCCCCUCAGCCCCUCUCCCCCUCCCCCUCCCCCUCGCUCCCAGUGGAGACCCCACUACCUGGUGGGGAGAUGAGUCUGCAGCAGCUGAGAGGGUCGGAGAAGGACCUCCACUCUGCCACCUCCUCUACCAGCCUGCCCUCCGUCAAGAAGACCCCCAAGAAAAGACGCCUGUCGCUUCGCUCGUUUUUCAGCCGGCGUCGCCGCGGUGACCCCAAGAGGAAGUCCCGGGCUCUACCGGGCGGCGUGGACGGGAUCGCCAGUGUGGAGAGCAUCCACUCAGAGAUGUGUCACGGCGAUAAGACCUCAGCGCUCUCCGCCCCUGGCGUGGCGUCCACCACCUCUUCCUCAUCUUCGACCUCUUCCUCUGAGCUCCUGGAGUGUCCUCUCUGUCUCCUCCGCCACACCAGAGACCGUUUCCCCGACAUCAUGACCUGCCACCAUCGCUCAUGUGCUGACUGCCUGCGCCAGUACCUGCGGAUAGAGAUCAGCGAGUCCCGGGUCAACAUCAGCUGUCCAGAGUGCUCGGAGCGCUUCAACCCGCACGACAUCCGCAUCAUCCUGGGAGACCCGCCCCUCAUGGAGAAGUACGAGGAGUUCAUGCUGAGGCGCUGGCUGGUGGCCGACCCUGACUGCCGCUGGUGCCCCGCCCCCGACUGUGGGUAUGCUGUGAUAGCGUUUGGCUGUGCCAGCUGUCCUAAGAUCACGUGUGGCCGUCAGGGCUGCGCCACUGAGUUCUGCUACCACUGCAAGCAGCUGUGGCAUCCCAACCAGACGUGUGACGCGGCGCGGCAGCAGAGAGCCCAUAGCCUGAGGCUGCGCACCUUCCGCUCCUCCUCCCUCAGCUACAGCCAGGAGAGUGGAGCAGCAGCUGACGACAUCAAGCCGUGUCCGCGCUGUGCUGCUUACAUCAUCAAAAUGAACGAUGGAAGCUGUAAUCACAUGACCUGUGCCGUGUGUGGCUGUGAAUUCUGCUGGCUCUGCAUGAAGGAGAUCUCUGACCUCCACUACCUGAGUCCCUCAGGCUGCACCUUCUGGGGUAAGAAGCCGUGGAGCAGGAAGAAGAAGAUCCUGUGGCAGCUGGGUACACUGGUGGGCGCUCCAGUGGGCAUCGCUCUGAUCGCUGGCAUCGCCGUCCCUGCCAUGAUCAUCGGUAUCCCUGUCUAUGUGGGGCGGAAGAUACACAACCGCUAUGAAGGAAAAGACAUCUCCAAGCACAAGAGGAACUUGGUAAUAGCAGGGGGAGUGACAUUGUCAGUCAUUGUCUCUCCAGUGGUAGCAGCAGUCACUGUUGGUAUUGGUGUUCCCAUCAUGUUGGCGUAUGUCUAUGGGGUGGUGCCCAUCUCUUUAUGUCGUAGUGGAGGGUGUGGUGUCUCCGCUGGCAACGGGAAAGGAGUCCGCAUCGAGUUUGAUGAUGAGAAUGAGAUGAACGUAGGGAGUGGAGCUGCUGCAACUGACACCACCUCCGUGGCCGAGACCCGAAACAACCCCAGCCUCGGGGAGGGCAGUCUGAGUGCCAGCGGGAGUCACAUGGACCGCUUGGGGGCAACGAGGGACAACCUCAGUGAGAACGCCUCCACCAUGGCCCUGGCUGGAGCCAGCAUCACUGGCUCUCUAUCCGGCAGUGCCAUGGUCAACUGUUACAACAGGCUGGAGGUGCAGGCUGAUGUCCAGAAGGAGAGAUGUAGUCUGAGUGGAGAGUCGGCCACCGUCAGCUUGGGGACGAUCAGCGAUAACGGCAGUACCAAAGCAAUGGCCGGGUCCAUUCUGAACUACAGGCCUCUGGACAGGGAGGGCAGUCUGGAGGUGACUGUGGACGUGGAGGGGAAGCAAGAGAAGAAACUGCGUCACCACAGCAACAGCAGCAGCCUGGAAGAGGGCAGCAGUGGGGGGCGAGGGGUGGGGGUGUGUUCCUCUGGCUGCCCCCAUGAGUCUAUUUCCUGCUCCUCCAAGUGGGCCAAGGACCCCUCCAGCUGCUCCUCGGGGGGCAAGAAGAGCAAGACUAAGUUGCGGAGCAGGAAGACCAGCGGCGGAGCCCAGAUCAACCAGAGACGGGAGGAACUGGACGUCCAGCUGUUGGAGCAGCGCAGCACCAACUCCUCCGAGUUUGACUCCCCCUCCCUCAGCGGCUCCCUGCCCUCCGUAGCUGACUCCCACUGCAGUCACUUCUCAGAGUUCAGCUGCUCCGACCCCGAGACCUCCAGACCACCUCCUCUAAACCCCUGCUGCAUGGACCUCCCCUCCCAACGACCCCUCCCCUCCCUGGGCUCCGAUGUCACAGUCACCCCCCUUCCGGAGGUGGAGAACGACCGGCUGGAGUACUGUCCGGCAGCUGCCUGCUCCUUGGCCUCCGGAUCUCCAGAGGGAGGCGCUGGGUUAGGAGGAGCAGGAUGUGCCUUGCUCUACAUAGCGGAGGAGAGUGUGGGUCUGAUGAGAGCAACACUGGAGGAGCAGGACUUCCUGGCAGAGGAGGACCUGAAGGAGACCAAGAACAAAGAUACGGACGGUGUCAUUGCCUCACCCCCCCAACCUCACUGCCCUGUGACGGGGGCCUGCAUUCAGACGGACAUAUAAACUCUGCUGGCUGGCUGGCUGGCUGGCUACAGGACUCCUGUUACUACAAAUGAUCUGGCCUAAUGUUUUUGAAAACUUCUUAAAGCUAAAGAUCCACUUUUUUCCCAGGUGCACGCUUUAAGAAGGAGCUGGGAGGAGGGUCAGGGGGAGGGGCUGAGGAAGGGGAGGGGCUGAGAGGAGCAGAAGGGGGAGGGGCUGAGAGAUGUCUCUCUAUUGGUGGGGUCUAAUGAUUGCUUCCAUAUUAGAAGUCAGACAGCUGAAUAAAUGAGACAGAUGGCCCAGGUAAGUUAGAAAGGAUGAAUCCAGCAGACAGCCCAGGUAGGUUACAUUGAGCCAGGGAAAAUCUCAUGUUCUACUCAUUAAAGGGGUUUUGUCAGUUAAGGGUUUUGGUCAGUGAUAGGAACACUAAAUUGAGUUAUCCAUAAGAACCAGAAGUUGUAUGGCAGGCUCUGUUUGUGGAAAGAGUAGUAAGCAGACAUCCAGUCAAGCAUCCACUUAUGUAACAGUUGCUGUGAUGGCCUGGUCACUAGAUAUUCACUGGUGUCUCGACCAAGAAAUCACAUGUGGAUCUGACCAGGACACCUGGAGGAAUCUGGCGAUGUAGUGCCCUGUUGCUGGAUGCCCUCUGAAUGGCCAGGGGUUUCAACCGUUACCCUAUAUGGUCUGGAGCCUUUGGCUUUUCUGUUGCAUCAUUAGUGUCACCCAGCAGGUGUUCAGGUCUGAAUCGUGGUGAGAGAAGAAAAAUAAAAAUAGUUAAUCAACAUUGGAACGAACUUGGAGAUCCAGAGUUGUUUGUGUAAUUCCAUCUAUGAAUGCUGAUAAACCACUGUGCCUCUGACACAGUCUCUGCCAGCCAGGCUACCAGCCAGGCUGCCAGCCAGGGGCUCCACCCCCUAAUGGGUGUUAAUCAUCUCUUCCAAUGCCUGUCAAUAACAAAAACAUCUAAGAGGGACCAGUCACUAAUUCAUUUUUUCCCCCAUGACAAUUAUUUUAAACAUGAUUAUUACCUUGCUAAUGUUUGUUUUUUGUUCUAUGGUUUUUGUAUUUCAUUUUCCAUGUUGGGAAGUGUUGUAAUAAUAUUGAUUGUGUUGUUGACCGGCGAGGAACACAGCGCUUUUCUGGCCAAAUCAACAUACAGUUUGCAAAGUUAGCUAUACUGGAGUUAUUACAAAACAUGUCAAGCUUUGAGCUAACAUUCAAUAUGAUUAAAAUGUGAGUGGCCAUGUUUGCAGAUGGGAACAAAGUGGUUAACUCUCCCUUUCAGUUCUGCUAUAA